UCUACAAUACAGAGAAUAAUAUAACGUUUCUGCUGUUACAAGAUGGCUUUAAGUUCAACCUACCAACACAAACUGGCUGAAAAGCUCCUAAUACUAAACGACAGGGGAAAAGGAGUAUUGAUCCGAAUAUAUAACAUCAAAAAGACAUGCUCAGAUGCCAAAACAAAACCCCACUUCUUCACGGACAAGUCAAUGGAGUCAUCUCUGAAAUACAUCAGCAAGAAGUUUCCAAAUAUCGAUGUCCGCAGCAGUACGCAACACCUGGGUCCAGUGCACAAAGAUAAGACCGAGAUUGUGAAAUAUCUGACUGGCUAUUACAUGACGUUUGUGGAUGUCAUGGAAUUCCGAGAUCACGUUUAUGAAUUGCUGAAUACCAUUGAUGCCUGCCAGUGUUACUUUGACAUUAAUAUAAAUUACAACUUCACUAAGAGCUACCUGGACCUAAUAGUGACAUACUUCUCUGUCAUCAUGCUGAUCUCAAGGAUUGAUGAUCGAAAGACCCUUGUUGCUCUUUACAACUGCGCCUCUGAGAUGCUGCAAGGUCAGAGUGAGCCUUCCUAUGCACGCCUGGGGCAAAUGUUGCUGGAGUAUGACAACCCACUCAAAAAACUAAGUGAAGAAUUUGGAACUCAUACUAAGACUGUGACAGAUGCUUUGAGGUCCAUGCACUUUCUCUUCUGUCGGAGAUCACAAUCCGCAGAACAAUGGAGAGGAGCCCAACUCUUAAGUUUCCUCAGCAAUCCUGCCACUAUGAUUUCUCCCUCCACCUCAGAUACGAUGCCCUGUGAAUAUUUAUCAUUUGAGACCAUGGAAAGAUGGAUCUUAAUUGGAUUUCUGCUGUCACACAGUGUACUGAACUCUCAACAGCCCUGCCUGGAGCUGUGGAAACAGGCUCUUCAGGGAUCUUACUGCAUCACACUGAUCCGGGAAGAUGUCUUGCUAAUACAUCGUGUUGCUGAGGACUUCUUUGGCAGCAUAAAAGGGUAUGGAAAACGUGUGGCUGAUGUGAAGGAAUGCAAAGAACAUUUCAUGACCCACAGUGGACAGUUUCACCGUGGCAGACGUGCAUUCCUCAGGUCAGCGGUGAAGGAGUUGGAGAUCAUUUUAGCAGACCAGCCAGGACUGCUGGGUCCAAAGGCUCUUUUUGCUUUUAUGGCUUUAUCCUUUUGCCGUGAUGAGAUUAACUGGCUGGUACGGCACGCUGAGAACAUCACUAAAACUAAGACUCCAGAAGACUACAUGGAUGUCCAUAUAGCUGAACUGAUGUUUUGCAUGGAGGAGAUCCAAACGUUAGUGAAAAAACACCUGCCUAUAAUCCAGAAAUAUCAUCUCCAGUAUUUAGCCAGGUUUGAUGCCCUGGUCCUCAGUGAUAUCAUUCAGAAUCUCACCGUUUGCCCAGAAGAGGAAUCUGUGAUUAUGUCUUCAUUUGUAAGCACUCUGUCUUCACUGAAUGUAAAACAAGUUGACAACAAAGAAACAUUUGAUUUUAGAGCCCUGAGACUUGACUGGUUCCGGCUCCAGGCAUACACCAGCGUAGCUAAAGCCCCGCUAUCUCUCCGGGACAAUCCAGAUCUUGGGAAAAUUAUGAAUCUGAUCAUGUUUCACACCUGGAUGCUGGACUCUGUGGAAGAUCUGAUUAUUGAGACCUCAGACCUCUCCAUCUUUUGUUUUCAUAUCCGCACAUUUGAGAAGAUGUUCUCACUAACAAUGGAAGAACCCUCUGCUUUACGGUACUCUAUUUCAUUUCCAAUGGCCUGCUCUCACUUCUCCAAUUACACCCACGAGAUGUGCCCAGAGGAGUACCCUCACCUGAAGAACUGCAGCUUGGGGCUCUGUAACAGUUUUCUAGAUGAAAUUAGCAAACAGGCCUCUGGUUGUAUAAUGGACAUCUGUGCAGAGCAAAGUAAUCUCAGCGAAAAGCUGCUACCGAAGCACUGUGCUGCAUCUAUCAGCAAAGCCAGGAAUAAGAAACUGAAGAGGCCCCCACCCAAAAAAACAGAGCCUGAAAGAGAAAAACCGGGUACAGAAAGUAAACGCAAAGAUCGCAUCAUGACCACUAACAUGGACAAACUGCACCUGACCCUCAGUGAAUUCUCUAUAGCACUAAAUCAUGUCAAAAACAUCAUGGUGUUCGAUCAUUUGGUCACUCCAGCAGAGUACCUGAGUUCCCACUUAGAGAUGAGACUUAAUCGGGCCCUUGUAUCGAUGACGAACUGGAAUCCUGCCAUUCGGGAGAUUCAACGUCCAUCCGAGGUUUUAAGUGGGAUGAGAUCUUUUCUCUGCACAUUGCAGUCUGUUGCUCAUCUGGUGAAUAUUGAUGUCACACGUACUAUCCGCAGCACACUACUGCAACAAACCCAAGCAAAUGAUGCUAAUGGAGAGCAGACUAUCACCACAUUGUAUACCAACUGGUACCUGGAGUGUCUUCUUCGUCAAGCCAGUACAGGGUUAAUAGUGUAUUCACCAACAAUGAAAUGCUUUGUAGAUCUACCAGCAGACAUGAGUGGAGAGCAUGGCCUAAAUGCUGAUGAAUACACGGAUGUGUCAGAAAUGAAAGCUUUGGCUGAGCUGCUCGGUCCAUAUGGGAUGAAAUUCCUCAGCGAGAACCUCAUGUGGCACGUGACAUCGCAGAUUGCAGAGUUAAAGAAACUGGUGCUAGAGAAUAUGGAUGUGCUAGUACAAAUCAGAUCCAACUUCAGCAAUGUGGAGCUGAUGCCAUCACUGAAAUCCAAGCUGACCUCUCCAGAAAGCUUGCUGAAAAGGAUGACCAUUAUUGGAGUGAUCUUGUCUUUCCGUUCACUGGCCCUGGAAGGACUUAGAGAGGUAUUUACCAACCACUGCCCAUACUUGAUGAGCCCUAUUGAAUUUUUAAAGGAUUUUGUUACCCCUGAUCUUGACAUUCAGGUGACGCUAAGUAUAUUCGAACUGGCAACAUCAGCAGGUAUCACAUGUGAUGUGGACCCUCAUCUGGUGGCAGCGCUAGCAAACAUGAAAAUAGAAAGUUCUUCUUUUGAUGAAGAGUACAAAGUGGCCUGUCUGUUGCAGGUGUAUCUAGCAAUAUCUCUUCCUCUGUUGGCUUCUGAUCCCAUGUCGUUCUACAACAUUGAAAAUGAUGGGUACAAUAACAACAGCCACUGCCUGGCCAAAGCAAUCAUUCAGGUGUCUGCUGCAUUCUUCACCAUCUAUCAUAAGAACAUAGAGACCCACCUCAAAGAGUUCUUGCUGAUGGCAUCAGGAAGCUUGCUACACCUCGGGGAGGAAACUGACAAAGUAAAAGCUAAGAACCGAGAAUCCGUUUUACUCCUGCUUCAUCUGAUUGUGGAAGAAUCCUCAUUUCUAACCGUGGACAUGCUGGAAUCCUGCUUUCCUUAUGUGUUGCUCCGAAAUGCUUACCAUGAAGUCCAUCGCACCUUCUCAACCAUGGUAGCCUCCUGAUCGCAUGGUGCCAUUAUGUGCAACGCCCACAGACGGGAAGCAAGCGCUAUUAGAGUGUGGACAGCAAUGUUCAUGACUGUCUACCCUCCACCUUCCCAGCAUGCAUUAGUUUAGGAAAUAAAUAACACGUACAAAGUCCUUGUACUUGUAGGGAAAAGCCAAUGCUCAAGUUAAUGUGAUCAGCAGAGCCUUGGGGUCUAUUUCUACAUUUCUCCACUGCAAUUGUGUGAAAUAAUGUUAUUAUAUUCUCAAUAUUUCCUGCUGUGUAAGAGCUGGAAUGAUUCUUUUGCUCUAUCACUUUUAAUAACCAGGCAGCCAAAACAGUGUUUUCAGUGAAUGCUAAGGCAAAAUAAUAACAUCGGAACACAAAGGAUUUGGCUGCCAAUUAUAACUGCCUGCAGCCAAAGUAAAUCACAUGCUACAUUGCUUUUAAAAUGCCAAAGUUGUGGUUUUCUUGUAUUCCCAUUUGUUUUUCUGGACACUUCACUGAAAUCUGGCUUGCCCGGCCACAUUUACUAAAUAAUAUACAUUGUACUAGCGCAGAAAAGGUGUGGGAGAGAUCAAUGAUGAGAUUAAGAAGAAAGUGGCAUUUUAGGAAGGCAGAAAUGUCAGCGCUGUUAUCAGGCUAUUAUUGCUGUUCAGUCAUUUGUUAGUGUGCAUCAUCGCUGCAUUUGCUUAG
Molecule: messenger RNA, 4114 nt
Organism: Nanorana parkeri
Lineage: Eukaryota; Metazoa; Chordata; Amphibia; Anura; Dicroglossidae
Gene: NCKAP1L
Product: NCK associated protein 1 like
Exons: 31
Coding region: 43-3435 (1130 amino acids)
Biological process (GO): cell projection assembly; cortical actin cytoskeleton organization; neuron projection morphogenesis
Cellular component (GO): SCAR complex
Source: RefSeq, a predicted model, not a curated record